AUGAACCCGGUUCAGGUUCAACCAAAAUUGGCUGAACCUGAACCGCACCGAACCGCGGAAACACUAGUAUGGGAUCUGUUUGCCAAUCGGGUGGUGCCAUUCUGGGUUGCAAACAAAUGGCCUUCGCCCAUAUCCCAUGCAUGGGUGUCUGACAAGGAGCAGAGGGAUGUGUGUACAUCAAUCAAUGGAUAUGAAUGGCCCGUGCCAAUUCCCAAAGAUGUGGACCUCAAUCACAUCCGGAUUGAGAUGCUGAACCUUGGAGCAGAGUAUGUGUGGCUAGAUGUCCUGUGUUUGAGGCAAAAGGGUGGGUGCAGGGAGGAUCUAUGCAGAGAAGAAUGGAAGGUCGAUGUUCCAACCAUUGGAGCUAUCUAUUGUAUUACAGGCUUCAGGAUGGUGGUAUAUUACCUCAGUGGGCUUGGUCGACCUUUUUUUUUGACGUCAGAUGACUUGGAAAGUGAUCAUUGUUGGUUCAGACGUGCAUGGACACUUCAGGAGGUUGACAAGGAUUAUGUAAUUGGUGGGGAGACUGAGCAUCACUGGAUGGACAAAAACAUGCAAAGAAGAGUCAACAAACACCUACAAUCAUUGAAGUAUGCAAAGGGGCCUUGGUUAUUUGACUUACUGCAGGAGAUGUGGAAUCGUGUGUCAACAAAGCCUCUCGAUAAAGUGGCAGGUUUGGCAUACUUUAUCUCUAAGAGUUCUAUCCCAAUAUACGAUGAGUUGCAAUCUGAAGAAGAUGCCUGGGUAGCACUUACGGAGGUGAUGUCUGAAGAUUAUUGUUUGCAGUUGCUCUUCUUAUACUCUGAGCCUGGGGAUGGAUGUGGACGCUGGCAACCAUCAUGGAACCAGUUAAUGGUGAUGGAGAUUAUACCAGAUGAUAGCCUUAUAUUGGGGAUAGGGACACUUGGGACUGAGGAGACAGGUGCUGACUGGUAUGAGGGACCCUGUAUCAAGUCAGGUUAUUUGUGGGGAUUGGGUCAGGUAUCAAACAAAGAGAUAUCUUGACGGGGCGAAUUGGUGGUCAGAGAUCAUAUCGGAGCACCCCAUAUAAUUGGGACCCUCGCUUACCAUGCAUACCCGAUACCUGAUGGCUGGUAUACUCUCUUCGGUGAGGGUUAUAAUUCCUUCGGAAGCUCAUUAUAUUGGGUGGUAGGGCAAAAACGAUGGGAUGGGAAGUCUGAAAAAGUGUCAGUGAUCCAAAUCACAGAUCAUUGCAACUAUUGGGAGCCUUGGACAAUUAGUGAUGCACAAGUCAUUGCUAAAACAUUUCUUUGUUGAAAAUAGGAUACUUAAUGGCUUACUUUGCACAAGUGUACUGACAGAGAGGCAGGAUGAAGAGUAGGCUUAUGGCACUGUUCACUUACACAGUUACACUUAGAAGAGAU
Molecule: messenger RNA, 1385 nt
Organism: Desarmillaria tabescens
Lineage: Eukaryota; Fungi; Basidiomycota; Agaricomycetes; Agaricales; Physalacriaceae
Exons: 2
Coding region: 1-1005 (334 amino acids)
Source: RefSeq, a predicted model, not a curated record